GGAGUGCAGAGUGCGGACCCCACUACAGCCAAGGCCGAGGAGUCCUGGGGGACUCCGCCAGAGACGGAGUCAGUGUUGUGUGCGCGGUGCAGCAGCUCUCCAGCAGCGCAAUGGACGGAUUAUCAGCACUUCUGGUAGCCGUAGCAUCAGCGCUCUUCUGUGUAUCUGCGUCUACCCCGCCGCACAUGGUCGUCAUAUUGGCUGAUGAUUUGGGAUGGAACGAUGUCGGUUUCCACGGCUCUGAUCAGAUCCCAACUCCCAACAUUGACGCUUUGGCCUACAACGGGGUGAUUCUCAACAGCCACUACACUCCCGCGCUCUGCACUCCCUCCAGAUCUGCCUUCAUGACUGGAAAAUACCCCAUACACACCGGCAUGCAGCACCUGGUAAUUUUGGAGGCAGAGCCAUGGGGACUGCCUCUACACGAGAAGUUGCUACCAGAGCACCUGCGCACCCUGGGGUACCGCACCCACGCCAUCGGCAAGUGGCACCUGGGCUUCCACAGACAGGAGUACACCCCCACCUUCCGUGGCUUCGACUCCCACUACGGCUACUACCAGGGCUUCCAGGACUACUAUGAUCACUACGUCAAAGCCACGUUCUUGCCGUACUCCGGGUACGAUAUGCGCCGCAACCUGACUGUCGACUGGGCCGCUCAAGGUCGAUACUCUACGGACAUCUUCACAGAGGAGGCUGUCCGGGUGAUCCAGGACCACAAUCCCCAGGACCCUCUGUUCCUGUACCUCUCCCACCUCGCCCCUCACGCUGGCACUGGUAAGGAGCCCUUCCAGGCGCCCGACGAGGAGGUGGCAAAGUUCAGCCAUAUCGUGGACCCGGAGCGCCGCGUUUAUGCUGCGAUGGUGUCACGAUUGGACCAGUCCGUAGGUGAAGUGGUUGCAGCACUGAGAACUCGCGGUAUGUUGGGAAACAGCAUCAUAGUGUUUAUGUCGGACAACGGAGCACCUACACACGGAAUCCACUCCAACAGAGGCUCCAACUUCCCUCUUAGAGGGAUUAAAGAGACACCAUGGGAGGGAGGUGUUCGUUCAGUCGCAGCUAUCUGGAGUCCUCUGAUGCAACGUAGACAACGAGUCUCCACACAGCUGAUGUACAUGACAGACUGGCUGCCUACCUUGUACUCCGCUACAGGUCAUAAUGUGUCUGAACUGGGCGAGAUAGACGGUGUAGAUAUGUGGGAAGCCCUGGUAUCUGACAAGACUUCACCUCGUAAGGAGUUUGUUCACAACAUUGACGACGUUGGAGAUGUUUACGCUGCCCUGCGGAAGGGAGACUGGAAGUACAUCAAAGGUAAUGUACACAAGGGUGUAGCAGACGGAUGGUACGGAGAGACUGGUCGUGGAGUUGAAGGUCAGAAGUAUGAUGUGGAGGCUGUGUUGACAUCACGAGCCUCCGUAGCUCUUUCAGGCUUCACCACUUGGCAACAGAUUAGAGAGAAACAUCAAGUGAACUCUACCAGCCCAGCCUGGAUGCUGCUACACUCUGACACAGUGCUGACACUACGGCAGCAGGCUCAGCUGACCUGCUCAGCUACUGUGGUGGAGUGCCGGCCUCGCGAGGCUCCUUGCCUCUUCAACAUCAAGGAGGACCCGUGUGAGAGGCUAAACCUCGCGGAGGCUAGGCCCGAAGUGUUGGCGGAUAUGGAGAUACUGAUGGCUAUAUAUCGUCAAACAGUUGUUCCACCCAACAACAAGCCCAGCGAUCCUCGGGCUGACCCUGCCCUGUGGAACCACACGUGGGUGUCGUGGCAGGACGACCCACAAGUGGAAGUCCACUUGGUGCUGUUGAGUCGACGUCAGCUUGUCAGAGAAGCUCUCACUGCUGCCAUUAUCUUGGUGGCUGUGGUCGUCUUGGUGGCGGUGUUGCUGAGAGUAGGAUCACCAAUGGCGCUCAUCGCCAAACUAUCCUUAUCUGACAAAACCCACAAGAGACAGUUAGGCUCGCCUCAUGAGCAGGCAGAGAAGGCUACACUCACAUUUCCUCAGGGGUACUGACAGAUUAGACUAAAGUUUCAACAGAAGUUUGUUAGUUGUGUUGUGGAGUUAACAUCUCUGUUGUAUGGGAAAGGCUAAUUAGAUAUUCUAUCAUACAUAAAAUAUGUAUAAUUUUACUUCUGAAGAGUCAAUUUAUCUUGAAGUAAGUUUUGUGGUUCAAAAUUUCAAUCCCUAUUGUAUGGAAAGGCCGUCCUGACAAUUCCUCGGAUGUAUACUGGACGAUAUAAACUUAUACUUCUGAAGACUCGACUUCAUCUUCAAGGAAGUUUUGUAAUUCUGGAGUUUAGUCAUCACCUCAAUUGUACUAAUGGAACAGGAUAAUAUUCCCUCGGCUGAAAUGUGAUAAACUAUGUGACUAUUGUUUCUGACAACCUACAUCUGUACCAGUAUGUCUAUUAAUCAAAUAACAUGUUUGUGGUUCUGAAGUUUUUUUGUGUAGGUGAGCUUCCUCAAUGCAUAAGAACCAGAUUAAGAACUAGUUCAGGUGUGUUAAGUUUACAUUCAAAAGAGUCCAAAUGUUAUUCUAAUAUUUUUAAUUAAUUGUAUUAUCAUUAAGUUUAUUCAAUUUCUAUCUCAGUUAUAUCAUAGCUAAAACAUACUCCUUAGUAGAUUUCCCAUCCUUAUGGAACAGCUAUAGCCAAUUUUAUUGUUAGUUCUGUCCGGUGUACUGUAGAUGUCUUGUUUUGUUUACAAUUGAGUGGAGUCUAUCUCGGCCUUUAUAAAAAAAACCACCUCCAAAUUUCUGAAGUCUUUAAACAAUGUUCCUGGUGCACUAGCUUUUCAUCUUAGCGAAGCAACUGAGAACAGGAGGCUACGUCGAAGGCUUCCUCAAGAUAUAUUGGAUGAAUGAAACCUAAAGAAGAUAUAAUAUUUUUAUCUAAAUUAAUUAUGUUACAGGGUGUCUCAGGUCUGGGCAAACCCAUGGUGGAAGGAAAAAACAUAGGUGUGCUAUUCCCGUCAUAUUGGUUUUGAUUUGGUUGUUAUUGUUUUUAUAAUGUGUGUUUUUAUAAAAAAACAAUAACAACCAAAUCAAAACAAAUACAUACUAAUUUGACAGUUACAAUCAGGUGAUCUUUUGUUUGCAAUCCACGUGACGUCAGAAUAUGACGGGAAUAGCACACCUAUGUUUUUUCCUUCCACCAUGGGGCAAACCCAUGAUGUUAUUAUUGUUAUUUUCUUGUUUAUUUUGUUAAUGCUUCUGUGAAUAAUGUCAUCAUUGAACCAGAAAUAAAUUCUGUAAAAAAAAUUCUAUUAUUUUAGGGUUAUAGUUUCUCAUGAUCUGUGCCUCACUGUUUGGUUAUACAAUAACUAUUGGACAAGUUAUUAUUGUCUGCUGCUCCAUAAGGAUGGAAAAUCUAUACCAAGGAGUAUGUUUUAAAGGUUUUAUCUAUGGUUAUAUCAUUGACUAUUGGAUACAGAAGUUGUUGUAUUAAUAGUCAAAGGUUUUAUGAUGAGGUACCGGUAAUAAAUUAAUCUUGUGUUUUUAAUAUAAGAUAAUAAUUCGUAUUUUUUUAUUUUAUAUAUGUUUUCUUGUUCAGAUUAAAAUUUUUUUCAUUUACUGUGGCUAAGAUUGACUUAACACUUUUUUACCAAGGAUUUUUUUAAUAGCAACAGGUCCAUCUAUUUAUUACAGUUAGUAAUAACGUCAUUAAAUGUAUGUUACUUAUUUAUCUAUUAUAAUUAUUUAUUAUAUAUAGUAGAAGUGUUUAUUGUUAUACUUGCUGUAUGUACUGAAGUUAAACAUUAUAAGUUGUUAAAUCUAAUAUUUACAAUUAUUUUAUCUUGAGUUAUGUGAUAAUUGAGUAUCUAAUUUAGUAAGUGAGUGAGUGAAGUUUGUAGUCAAUGUUUUAUGAAAGUGCAUUCAUAGUCCAUUAAUAUUUUCAUUUGUAUGCAGUCUACCUACCUCAUUAGGAACAUACGAGGACUGUUCAUAAAGUAUGAUAGGUGCGACACUGAUCGCACAAUUUCUAGUGAUAGUAGUUCCCCUCCUCAAAGACUGUCUAUGCCAUUGUCCCAAUGUUAAAGCUUAAAAAGUGCACAACAAUAUCCCCCCCCCCCACCCCAAUUAUGGAACUACUGAAGUCAAUCUAAGGGAGAAAUUCUUCAUUUGAAAAAUUAACUGUCUUUCUACCAAAAGUUUUUAACUACUCUCUCAGGAACAAAAUCGUAAUGCUUUUACCAAGUUACUACUGUUCUAUUUCAUUGCAGUAACUGUUAUUAAGGAUUAAAUCCAAGUUUAACCUAAAUAGCUUUGUGUAACAAAGAUAAAUGGAUAUAAAAGUUUGUUUUGACACGAUUAAACAUUCAAACUAGAUA
Molecule: messenger RNA, 4328 nt
Organism: Macrosteles quadrilineatus (aster leafhopper)
Lineage: Eukaryota; Metazoa; Arthropoda; Insecta; Hemiptera; Cicadellidae
Product: arylsulfatase B-like
Exons: 10
Coding region: 111-2012 (633 amino acids)
Source: RefSeq, a predicted model, not a curated record